Molecule: messenger RNA, 486 nt
Organism: Seminavis robusta
Lineage: Eukaryota; Bacillariophyta; Bacillariophyceae; Naviculales; Naviculaceae
Source: the annotation of a GenBank genome assembly
AUGGAAAGUAUCGGUGGGCAGAAGCGUGGACAAGAUGGAGAAGGCGAUGCAGCCCCUGCCAAAACGCCAAAACAGAGCAAGACCAACCCCCCACAGACCCUCAGUUUGGACGUCUUGAAGAAGGAGUGGACUCCGGGGCGCACCGAUCGAAUGGACAAUGGAAUCCUGAAAUUGAACAAAAAUACCAAUGGGUUGUGUGGGGGCGACUGGAUCAGCGCCAGUGACGGCACCGGCGCGACACUGAGUUGUGUCGUUUUCAAUGACGGCAAAUACUAUGGGCUUACGGCUGGGCACAUCUUCGAUGAGGCGCCUAAUAGUGACGUUUACACCUUUGUGAAAAAAGAGGAUGUGAAUGCCCCGGACGGAAAAGAAGAGGACGAAUUCAACGCGUGCAAGAUUGGAAAAAUUGUCUCUCGAUCGGUUUCCACGGAUUCAGUCGUCUUUGAAUUUGAUGACAACAUCGAAGUGAAACCUCCAAGACAGUAA